AUGCAACAUUACCUAAACAAAUCGUAUCAAAAUGGGCAAAAUAUACCGAUGUCAAAGAGAUCACCAUCGAUUUUGGUGACAGACGCUCGGUCCUCCAAGAAAAGACUUGGUGCGCCUUUUGCAGGACAUGCAGCUGGUUUGCGUAAUAAAUCGUCUGCAAAAGGUACAUCGAGUAUUCUGGAUUUUAAAACCCCCUCGAGAACAGGGUUUGCGCGCCGUCGCAGCUUCUACGACACGAGUGGCUCAAAACCUUCGUAUACCAAAAGCAGGCAUUUAGGCAGGUUUAGCGAGAUCUCCCUUGAUAACAUUCUUUCGGACGUAUCGGAUGUGCCGUCCGGCAGAAGAGAGGAACGUCUCUCGUCGUCUUCGCACGAUUUUCGCUCACGCUUAACUCAAGAUCGACUUCCACAUCACACUAAAAUGAUCAAUCCUUUACCCCCACGUACAUCGAAGACAUCUCAGAAACUCGUCUUAAUUCCAGAAGAAGAGUCCAGGAAAAGUGUUCAGCAACACCGAGAAUAUGGACGAAAACGCUCGGAGGCAGCGAAAGCAGACACCGGCAACUCGAAGAGUCUGCGAGAUGAAACAUUAUGUCGCAUCACAGCUUACAAUGUUGCUGAGGGUUUCAAUUUGAAGCUUAGCGCCAAAUUUCUAAAGGAAACGCAUGAAGUUUCUCCCAGGCUCUACGAUGAAUGUCUCUAUGUGCCAUACUGCUUACCUUUACUGCCGGGAAAAGAAGGCUUUAGGAUAAAAUCCAAUGUAUCCAAAAAGACAGUUGGCGGCAAGACACUUAUUGACCGACUUAUAGAUAAAAGUGAACAGAGAGACCAUCAUUACGAAUAUUACUCCGGUGUAGAGACCGUUGAGGACAUGCAUAAUAUUUUUGAGUUAAGUGAGAAUGCAUCCAACGAAAUCGAGAGAUCAGAUUCAAAAAUUGACAUUGAUCACCUCCCUAAUCUUAAUACGAACACCACAUCAUUUGAUCCCAGCGAACCUCAAUAUUUCGCAGAGGAACGCGUCAACGAUAAGGAAAAUGAAUCGCAGGAACAUAAUGAAAACGGCAAUGCUGCCAGAAUUAUGGAAUCUUCUUCUCAUUUGACGUCUCUAGAGUCUUACGACGCGAGCAAACUGCAGCACGCAGAGAUCUUCAUAUUUAGUUACGGGGUGGUGGUCUUUUGGAACUUUACUGAAAUUCAAGAAAAGAACAUCUUAGGUGACAUAGCUUUUGCCAGUUACACGAAUCUGGUCAUUAGACCUUUAGAUGAGCAGGAUAUUGAGACUGAACAGUUUCAUUUCGAAUAUGAUAUGGAUACGGAACGACCAAGAAUCUUCAACGAUAUUGUCACUCUACGCUCUGGAGACCAUAUCACUAAGCUGACCUUGUCGCACUCCAUUUCCCAGUCAACAAAAUUAUCAAGGUUCGAAUCCAGAAUAUCACCAAUUUUGGGGACGGUUUCGAAAUUGCCGAAGAGGCUGGCUCUGUAUGGCACUUUAGGCUUGAAGCGUGAGCAGCUAUUGAAAAAGUCGGGGAAGCUUUUCAAGUUGAGAGUUGACGUUAAUCUCUCGUCAAGCGUACUGGACACACCAGAAUUUUUUUGGUCAUUUGAACCCAGUUUGCAUCCAUUGUAUCUGGCCAUGCGUGAAUAUCUGGAAAUCGAUCAGCGAGUUCAAGUUUUAAACGAUCGAUGCAAAGUGUUUUUAGAAUUCUUCGACAUCUGCGUCGACUCCGUUGCUGAACGAAAUAUGGCUAGAAUUACUUGGUGGUUUAUUGCUGUUAUUUUUUUGAGUGUGCUCGUUUCGAUCGGUGAGAUACUCAUCAGGUCAUUUAUCAUCAGAAAGCUAAAAAAUCGCUAA
Messenger RNA from Lachancea mirantina, 1854 nucleotides. NCBI's taxonomy places the organism in Eukaryota, Fungi, Ascomycota, Saccharomycetes, Saccharomycetales, Saccharomycetaceae. The record is from the annotation of a GenBank genome assembly.